Messenger RNA from Vigna radiata var. radiata (mung bean), 731 nucleotides. RefSeq names its product heavy metal-associated isoprenylated plant protein 26. Gene Ontology annotation, molecular function: metal ion binding. The record is from RefSeq and is a predicted model, not a curated record. NCBI's taxonomy places the organism in Eukaryota, Viridiplantae, Streptophyta, Magnoliopsida, Fabales, Fabaceae. Bases 79 to 549 code for a protein of 156 amino acids. The transcript has 2 exons.
AAUAACAUGGAGUAAAAGAAGAGGCAAAGACAAAAACCUAGUAACAUAAGAGUACACAGUAGCAAAGCAAACGCAAAAAUGGGUGCUUUGGAUCAUAUCUCCGACCUCUUCGACUGCUCCCACACCAGUUCCAAACUCAAGAAGAAGCGCAAACAAUUCCAGACGGUGGAGGUGAAAGUGAAGAUGGACUGUGAAGGGUGUGAGAGGAAGGUGAAGAAAUCGGUGGAGGGAAUGAAAGGGGUGACUCAGGUGGAGGUGGAUCGGAAGGCUAGUAAGGUCACUGUUUCGGGCUACGUUGAACCCUCUAAGGUUGUGUCUCGCAUCUCUCACCGCACCGGAAAGAGAGCGGAGCUGUGGCCGUAUGUCCCGUACGACGUCGUUGCGCACCCUUACGCGCCCGGUGUCUACGACAAGAAAGCGCCCUCUGGGUACGUGCGAAACGCCGAAGUUGACCCUCGUCUGACUAACCUCGCACGUGCCAGCUCCACCGAGGUCAGGUACACCACCGCCUUCAGCGACGACAACCCCGCCGCAUGUGUCGUCAUGUGAUGUCCAUAACCGUCUCUCCCCGUCUUUUGUUUUUUGUUCUUGUGUUGUAUUGUAUCAUAGUAGCAAAGGAAAAGACAAAAGUAAAAUAGGUCACCUAAUGUAUGUAACCUUAAAGUGAUUUUGCAUUUUUUUUAUGAUGUUGUGUAAAAAAGAUUUUUAAUCUGAGUUUUGUUGGUAGUUCA